Molecule: messenger RNA, 588 nt
Organism: Arachis duranensis
Lineage: Eukaryota; Viridiplantae; Streptophyta; Magnoliopsida; Fabales; Fabaceae
Exons: 1
Coding region: 1-588 (195 amino acids)
Biological process (GO): protein ubiquitination
Molecular function (GO): ubiquitin protein ligase activity
Source: RefSeq, a predicted model, not a curated record
AUGGAAUUCCCCUCGUUUUCUUUGCAAAUCACUCCCAUUGAAGAAGAGUUUGAUUUCGGUGAUUGCUUCUCGAUCAUCUUCAAUUGCACCAAAAAAUUGAUCCAAAUUAUUGAAAGCUCAAAUCCAGGUGCCGAGGUUCAGUCUUGUUGUACUACAAGUACAGCCAGGGAAGCAAUAUUGGUUCCUUCAGAGAUCCUAUGUAGUGGUACUCCACUCACACACCUCAGCAGAGAAGACACAAUCUUGUUACAACAAAUCUGUUCUUCACUAAGUGUGUCCCCUCACCUAUUAGACCAAAUUUUAUCUAACAUAGUCCAAACUGCAAGAAGCUGUGACUCCAACACGCGGGAGAUUGUUGUCAACCUUCAUGUUACCUCCUACAAUGUUGUUCAAGAUUCUGAUGCUGAAUGCGCCAUUUGUUUGGAGAAGUUUGAACAUGGUAAUGAAGAUUCAAGCGUAGAAAUUGUUCGUACGAAUUGCAAGCAUGUUUUUCAUGAUCGCUGCUUGCUCCGCUGGCUCCGACGCUGUGCCAACUGUGAGUCGCCAUAUUCUUGCCCAUUGUGCCGCAGAAUCAUAUUUCAAAGAUGA